Molecule: messenger RNA, 1377 nt
Organism: Jatropha curcas
Lineage: Eukaryota; Viridiplantae; Streptophyta; Magnoliopsida; Malpighiales; Euphorbiaceae
Source: RefSeq, a predicted model, not a curated record
AUGAUGAGUUCUCUUGAUUUGCUGAAGUCUCUUGAAAAUUUGUUGGUUCGUAUUAAUAUUCCUAAUCAAGGUUUGAAGCAACUUCUCAAGAAAAAUGAGGAUGUGGGAAGCAGAGUUCGUAACCAUAUGAAGCUGAGGAACAAAAUUAAGGAGUGUCUUACUACACUAAAAUCACUUCCUCAAACAUUCCCAGUUCCAAAUUUCUCCAAUAUUUAUGAAAUAAAAGAAUUUUGCUUGGGGAAUGCUUGUCUGCUUUUUUGUACUGCAUCAAGCUCCAUUAAAUUGCACAAAAAAAGAAUGGCACCAAUACAUUUUUUGGUUAUUGAUGAAGCUGCACAGCUUAAAGAAUGUGAAUCAAAUAUUCCCUUACAACUCUCUGGUCUUCGCCAUGCCGUUCUUGUUGGGGACGAAAGACAGUUGCCAGCAAUGGUUAAUAGCACGAUUUCUGAGAAAGCUGGAUUUGGAAGAAGUUUGUUUGAGAGGUUGGUAAAGAUUGGAUACAAAAGGUACCUCCUCAACAUCCAAUACAGAAUGCAUCCUUCCAUAAGCUUAUUUCCAAAUAGAGAAUUCUAUGGCAAGCAGAUUUUGGAUGCCCCGAAUGUCAAAGAUAUAAGUCAUGAAAAACAUUUCCUUGGAGGAAAUAUGUAUGCUUCCUAUUCAUUUAUAAACGUAGCCCAUGGGAAAGAGGAAUUUGAUGAGUUUCAUAGUUUGAAAAAUAUGGUUGAGAUUGCUGUUAUUGCUGAAGUACUCGCAAACCUAUAUGAAGAAUUCAUUAGAACAAAGAAGAAGGUUAGCAUAGGUGUCGUAUCACCAUACAAGGCUCAGGUUCAUGCAAUUCAAGAGAAGAUUGGAAAAAAAUACAGUUCAAAUUCUGAUGGGGAAUUCUCUGUAAAUGUUCGCUCCAUUGAUGGUUUUCAAGGUGGUGAAGAGGAUGUUAUAAUGUUUUCCACUGUUAGAUGUAACGACAAAGGAUCAGUGGGUUUUCUUUCCAACUGGCAAAGAGCAAAUGUAGCACUAACACGCGCAAGAUAUUGCCUUUGGAUAUUUGGAAAUGAAGCAACUUUAAGUAAGAGCAGCUCUAUUUGGAGAAAGGUAGUCAGUGAUGCCAAGUUGCGAGGCUGCUUCUAUAAUGCUGAUGAUGACAAAAGAUUGGCAGAAGCUAUUAUAGCUGCCCCAAUUGCGCUUGACCAAAUUGAUGCUAAAAACUUACUGACAAGCACUUCUGGAGGUGAUGCUAUUAAACUUUCAGAAUCAUUUUCAUCACUCAGUAUAAGGGAUGAAUCAACUUCUCCUGGCACAAUUCAAAAAGAAGAAGUCAAGUUGAAGUACCAAGCUCAGAGUAAAGCCAAUACAUCUGGAUCAAACCCAUGGAAAUAA